AUGUCCGAAUACCUACCUCAAGAAAUGCUGAUCAAGACCCUCACCAGGCUACCGCCCAAGACUCUCAUCAAGUUCAAAUCCGUCUCCAAAACGUGGAACUCCCUCAUCUCCAGCCCCUAUUUCAUCUCAGCCCACACCCAACGCCAAAUCCUCUUCUCCAAACCCCAAACCAUCCUCCGAAGAUACCUCACACCCCUACACACCGAACUCUACUCUCUCCACCGCGAAUUCGACUGCGAGGACUUGAAAGAAGAAGGCACCGAAAUCGAGUACCCUUUUCGCAACCUCGCCCGAUUCUAUUUCCGGAUCGUCGGCUCCUGCAACGGCGUGCUCUGCCUCUCGGACGACCUCUUCGGGCGGCCCGGCCCGAUUCUGCUCUGGAACCCAUCGAUCAAAAGGAAAUUCGUGCUCCCAGAUUCCAAUAAUCCGGGCCACGAGCCUUACUCUCACGUUCGCGUGCUCGGGUUCGGAUAUGAUCCUAUGCACGAUGACUACAAGGUUGUGAGGCUAAGUUAUGUGCAAGGUGACAAUGGGUACCCCGUGCCUCCUGAGGCCGAGGUUUUCGCGCUCAGCACGAAAAAUUGGCGUAAAAUUAAUCCUGGCCAAGUCCCCGAAAAAUGCGUGGUCGAGUAUUUCUGGUCGCAGGUUGUUAUCAAUGGGAAUGUGCAUUGGGUUGCUUAUAAGGAUUCGGGAAGGCAAGCUAAGGUCGAAAACUCAAUCAUGGUGUUCGACUUGAGCCGUGAGGUGUUCGACGAAAUGCCCCUAUCCGAAACCCUGAAAACCGAGCUGCCGAUUAAUUUGAAUGCGUUAGCUAUUGACGGGUCUCUUGCUGUCGUUCAUUACAAUGACGAUCGUGUGUGGGGCGGGAGUUUGGGUAUAUGGGUUAUGAAGAAAUAUGGAGACUCGAGCACGUGGAGUAAAGAGUAUAAUGUCGAGUUCGGGAGAGGGCCCGGGACAGUUCUCGGGAUAGGGAAGUCGGGUUGUGUUAUUUUGGCAGUUGGGAAUUUAGGGUUGAUUUCGUACGACCCUGUUAUGAGGGAAAGUGAUGGUCUUUGCGUGUUUGGGACAGGUGGCUCGUUUUAUGCGGGCAGCUAUUUGGAGUCGCUUGUUUUGCUUGGUGAAGGGGAAUGGAUGGGAGGAUGUGUUUCGAGCAGCAGUGAUAGUGAGAGUGAGAGUGAGUGUGUUGGGGAUGUUGAGAAGAGUGAGCUUUGGAUGCAGUGUAGCAUGUCUCAGUAUCUGACUGCUUUGCUUAAGAGACGUAUUCUGAGCAGCAGCUUGUUUUUGCCUCUUCUCGUGCACGCAACAACUAUGAUGUCCCUCACCUUCAGCUUGCGAGCCAUGAAGAGAAUGUCACAACUUGAAACAUCAAAAUCAGACCAUAGUUCACCAAACAAUUUCCCAUCUGAUCGAGAA
Messenger RNA from Striga asiatica, 1413 nucleotides. The record is from the annotation of a GenBank genome assembly. NCBI's taxonomy places the organism in Eukaryota, Viridiplantae, Streptophyta, Magnoliopsida, Lamiales, Orobanchaceae.